AUGCGUGCACUGGUGGUUUUGCUGCCGUUGCUGUUGUGUGCAGUGGUGGGUGUGAGCCAGGUGAGAGCCGAGGUGAAGGCGGUGAAGCUGUGUGGCCGCGAGUUCCUGAGGGCCGUCGUCUACACCUGUGGAGGCUCCCGCUGGAGGAGGCUGCUCAGUGAGCCGGACAUGGAUGGUGUGUCCACAGGAGAGCAGGGCAGCUUGGAGAGCCUGAGCAGCAGCCUGGGUUCUGAGCUGGCCAGACGAGACAUUAACAACAUACUGACCACCGUGUGCUGCCAGGUGGGCUGCAGGAAGAGUGACCUUGCCUUCCUCUGCUGA
Myripristis murdjan (pinecone soldierfish) is the source of this 321-nucleotide messenger RNA. It is a transcript of the gene insl5a, whose product is annotated as insulin-like 5a. Lineage: Eukaryota; Metazoa; Chordata; Actinopteri; Holocentriformes; Holocentridae. The transcript has 2 exons. The record is from RefSeq and is a predicted model, not a curated record. Gene Ontology annotation, molecular function: hormone activity; G protein-coupled receptor binding. Bases 1 to 321 code for a protein of 106 amino acids. Gene Ontology annotation, cellular component: extracellular region.